Numida meleagris (helmeted guineafowl) is the source of this 6259-nucleotide messenger RNA. RefSeq names its product structural maintenance of chromosomes 1B (gene SMC1B). Gene Ontology annotation, biological process: sister chromatid cohesion. The coding region runs from base 398 to 4042 and encodes 1214 amino acids. Lineage: Eukaryota; Metazoa; Chordata; Aves; Galliformes; Numididae. Gene Ontology annotation, cellular component: nucleus; cohesin complex; chromosome. The record is from RefSeq and is a predicted model, not a curated record. The transcript has 27 exons. Gene Ontology annotation, molecular function: ATP binding; ATP hydrolysis activity; protein binding.
GGCUGCUGAGGGGCGAGGCCGGGCGGGGGAGUGGGCCUGUGGCCCAGCGGUCGUCUGGGGGAUCUGCAGCUCCGCCUGCUUAAGCUGAGGGUUUUUUUUUUUUUUUUCCCCCCUCCUGUGCUCCUCUCCUGAAGACAAACCAUUAGAAAGAUACUCGGUGGUUUGUAUUUUGUAUGAGGCUAAAGUUUGGAGGGGAAUGGCAUUGGCACCCACGGCCACAAGGAUGGGCUACCUGAAGCUGCUGAUGGUGAAGGACUUCAAGUCCUGGCGAGGGGAGCAGCUUAUCGGCCCCUUUAUGAGAUUCAACUGCAUAAUCGGGCCCAAUGGAUCAGGAUGAAAAUCUUCGGCCACAGGACCAAGACAGACUUCAAGCUGCUGAGCUGCCAUUGCUUCUGUAAUGGAAGGAAAAUCUAACAUAAUGGAUGCUGUUAGUUUUGUGCUGUGUGAAAAGAUAUCUAAUUUGCGAGUUAAAAGUGUUCGAGAGCUAAUUCAUGGAGCACAUGUUGGGAAACCAGUUUCUUCUACAGCAAGUGUAAAGAUAAUAUACUGUGAAGAAGAUGGGGAAGAAAAAACAUUUUCAAGAGUUAUCCGUGAUGGUUGUUCAGAAUAUAUUUUCAAUGAUAAAUCUGUUACUCGGUCUGCAUACAUAUCUGAGCUUGAAAAAAUAGGCAUACUUGUCAAAGCUAGGAAUUGUCUUAUUUUUCAGGGAACAGUAGAGUCAAUUGCAAUGAAGAAGCCAAAAGAAAGAACUCAACUUUUUGAACAACUCAGUAAUUCAUGGCAAUAUGCUGAGGAAUAUGAAAGAAAGAAGAAAAAAAUGCAACAAGCGGAAGAGGAUGCACACUUUAAUUAUAACAAGAAAAAAAAUAUUGCAGCAGAACGCAAACAAGCAAAGAUAGAGAAAGAGGAGGCAGAGCAUUACCAGAUGCUUGUCAAAGAACUGAAUGAAAACAGGAUGCAGAUUCAACUUUUCCAGCUUUAUCACAAUGAAAGAAGCAUUGACUCUCUGAAAGAGAGUUUGGAUGAAAAGAAUAUGGAGGCUAGUAGCAAGAAAGACUCCCUUUCUACAGCAGAAGAUGCCUUUAGAGCAAAGAAAAAAGUGCUUGGUGUACUAAACAGAGAUCAACAACACAUAGAAAGAGAAAUGAAGACUCUUCAGGCAUCCCUGAUUCAACAGAAAGCCCGCUAUAUAAAAGCGAAGGAAAAUACUUCCCACCAAAUCAAGAAAGUAGAAAUGUCUAAAAGAUCUCUAAGGGACAAGGAGAAAUACUGUGAUAAGGAAAAACAGAACAUAAAAGAACUGGAGAUAGAAUUGUAUGAUACUGAGAAGGCAUGGAAAGAAUUUGAGAAGGAAACUGAAGAGGAGAUAUUGCUGAGAGUAGAACAUGUUGAGCUGAGAGAAAGUCAGCUGGAGCGCUAUAAAGAGCUAAAGGAUAUAGCAAGAAGGAAAGUAGCUACACUAAACCAGCAGCUAGGUAAACUUCGUUGGGAGCAAAAAGCAGAUGAAGAAAGGAUGAAACUUUUUCAGAGGAAGAAAAAAGAAGUUAAGGAAACCAUUACACGAACUGUGGAACAGAUAGAAGAGUAUAAAAAAAAAGCAGAGAAGUUGGAAGAAUAUACCAAGAAAUGCACUGAGUCACUGGCAGAAGAAAAAAAGAAGGAGGAAAUGCUAGCUAAGGAAAUGGAGAAUUCAACAAUACGAAUAGCUGAAGUGAAUGAAGAACUGAACAAAAUAGUUGGUGAACUACAGAAUGCCAGAAUUGAUUAUCAUGAGGGAAAGCGUCAGCAAAUGAGAGCAGAGAUCGUUGAAAGUCUUAGAAGACUGUAUCCAGAUUCUGUGUUUGGAAGAUUGCUUGACUUGUGCCAUCCUAUUCAUAAAAAAUAUCAGCUUGCUGUUACCAAAGUAUUCAGCAAAUACAUGACUGCUAUUGUUGUUGCCACUGAAAAAACAGCAAGAGAUUGCAUUCAGUUCCUAAAACAAGAACGAGCUGAACCUGAAACUUUCCUUGCUUUGGAUUACCUUGAUGUCAAGCCCAUCAAUGAGAGGUUAAGAGAGAUAAAAGGAGCUAAAAUGAUCGUGGAUGUUGUGCAAACUCCAUUUGCUCCAUUGAAAAAAGUGAUUCAGUUUGUGAGUGGGAAUGGCUUGGUCUGUGAAACAGUUAAAGAAGCAAGACAAAUUGCAUUUGAUGGACCAGUGAGAUUGAAAACGGUGGCACUUGAUGGAACGUUAUUUCUGAAAUCUGGAGUGAUUUCUGGAGGAUCUAGUGAUUUAAGAUUUAAAGCUAGAUGUUGGGAUGAUAAAGAAAUAAAUAAAAUGAAAGAAAGAAGAGAUAAAUUGAUUACCGAGUUGAAGGACUUAAUGAAGAUCAAACGUAAGGAGACUGAUUUGAAACAGCUGCAAGCUCAACGCCAUGGAACUCAGACACGACUUAAAUAUUCACAGAGUGAACUAGAUCUUAUUAAAAAGAAACAUCUUGCUAAUCUCUAUAUGGAAAAGUCAAAGCUGGAAAGUGAACUAGUAAAUACUGAGUCUCAGCAUGAGAUGAUAAAUGAAGGAGUAGUACAAAGAAAAAUAAAAAUGGAAGAAUUUCAGAAGCAGAUUAAUGAGGCUGAAGAUGCUGUUUUCCAGGAAUUCUGUGAAGAAAUUGGCAUUGAAAAUAUACGUGUGUAUGAACAAGAACAUGUGAGAAAACAAGAGGAGAUUGAUAAGAGAAGCCUACUUUUAAGCGUUGGCUUGAAAUGCUGUACUUUGACUAGAUUGGAGUUUGAAAAUCAGAAGACGCGACUAAGUGUUCAGCUGGAAUAUAAUCGUGAUCAUCUACAGAAACUAACAGAUACAGUCAGCAAGUUAAGGGAUACUAUUCAUAAAGAUGAAUCUGAGAUUACUGGACUACAGAAGGAUGAGGAAGAGCAUCUAAAAAGGGUGAACGAAAUUGUGGAGGAGGAGCAGCAUCUUAAGGAUAGAUUAAGUGCUCAGAAAUCUGAGGUUAUUAAAACCCAAAGUGAAGCUGAGGAGUUGAGAAAAACGUUUUUAACUCUUAAUAGGGAAGCUGCAAAAUUACAAAAGGAAGCUGCAGCUAUAGAAGCUUCUCUGGAAGAUAAAAGAUUAAGAAGACAUAAUAUGCUUCUAGAAUGCAAGGUGGAGGACUUGAAAAUACAUCUCCUAUUUGGAACAUUGGAUGACAUCAGUGAAGUAGAGCUAGGAAUUGAAAUGGAAGACACUGAGACAGCAGGUAUCUAUGAAAGAGAAGAGGCAAUUAAAAUAGACUACAGUAGCCUACCUAAAGACCUGAAGGACCUGGAGUCUGAUAAAGAGAUAGAGGCUCAUCUGAACCAGAUGCAGCAGGAAAUAAAAUCUAAAGAGAAUAUUUUAAUGAAAACAGCUGUUCCAAACCUGAGAGCAGGAGAGAAGUUACAAAUAGCUCGGGCCAAGUUCCAAGAAUCAAUGGAAGCUUUUGAGUCCAGCAGAAAGGAGGCCAGAAUAUCCAAGCAAGAAUUUGAAGAGGUGAAAAAAAGGAGAUAUGAACUUUUUAGCCAGUGCUUUGAGCAUGCAUCUGUAGUUAUUGAUCAGAUCUACAAGAAACUCUGCAGAAACAGUAGUGCUCAGGCAUUCCUUAGUCCUGAGAAUCCUGAGGAGCCUUAUCUGGAAGGCAUAGGCUUUAACUGUGUGGCACCGGGAAAGCGCUUUAUGCCAAUGGACAGUUUGUCAGGAGGAGAAAAAACUGUGGCAGCUCUGGCUCUUAUAUUUGCUGUCCACAGUUUUCGUCCCGCACCAUUUUUUAUUUUAGAUGAGAUAGAUGCUGCCCUGGAUAACACAAACAUUGAUAAAGUAUCAAUUUUCAUUAGGGAACAUGCACAUAAACAGGCUCAAAUGGUAGUUAUUUCUCUGAAGGAAGAGUUUUAUUCCAAAGCAGACGCAUUGAUUGGAGUGUGUCCAGAGCGUGAUGACUAUAUGUUCAGUCGAGUGCUGACUUUGGAUCUUACUCAGUAUCCAGAUGAUGAAGAAGAAAUGGAGGAUCACAAACACAGUUCUUUAGAGUAAAACAUGGAUGGAUUCAGGGCCAGGUGGCAGGCAGAACUGAGUUUACAGUUGACUGUUAAAAAUCUGAGUUUGAAUGUGGCCAUUGGUGGUUAAUAGAUAAAAAUUUAUAUUUCAAAAAAAAAAAAAAAGCAUUUUCUUCAGGUUUUUGUUUGUUCUGCUGCCUUAAAAUGAAUGAUAAGCACAUUAUUACAGAGCAAAAGACUUGUGUUUUUUUUUAUGAGAAGAAAUAUGUUUAGUUGUAUCUCCAGCACAUGCCAACACUGGACUGAUCUCAGACCUUUACAGUCUCAUUUUUAUGUUGCAGCUGCCUCUGUUUGCAUUCAGGUGAGAUUAUUUCCUUUUUUGAAAAAAAUAACAAGAUACUGGAAUAUGGCCGUUGUCUUGUAUGACUUUUGUGAUGACUGUAAUACUUCAGUUGUCCACUGUAGCAUUAUAAAAAUAGUCAACUUUACAAAAGCUCAUCUUAUCUCUCUAGAGGUUUGAUGUAACCUGGAAGAAAUUCCCAAGGCAUUCUCUCCCUUACAAAAUGGGGAAGAAUAAAACAGGUAUGAUGCAGCUGCCAGAUCAGUAGCAGCCUUAGAAAAAAGCAUCUUCUAUUAGUUUGCAGUUGAGAAGACUCUUAAUAUGUAGCUUUCCCAGUGCAUUCAAGGUGGAUGGCUGUGCUUCAUCUAAGAAGAACAGAUAAUAAAGUUGGUUACAGAACCAUAGUUUGAGAUCUAGAAUCACUUAAUCUGGCCUGUGUUGCACAUUGGUGUUUACUGAUGAGCUUUAUUUGGCUUGUGCUUGCUCGUAAUUAUUUCUUCUAUUCAUAUACUAGCUUCCUGCAGUGUACCAUGCCUAUUAUGUGCUUAGACCUUGUGAACUGUUGCUAAUACAGUGCUUGUUGCACACAACUGAACUCUGGCCAGCUCAGUUUACUGCAUAAGGAAGGACUGACCUGUGCAAACAGUAGAGUGUUCCUAGAGGAAUUCUACAAUGGCAUAAAUGUGUCCACCUAGCUGUAGACAAAUGUUUAUCAAAUAGUUACAUUGUUGCCUCAUUCCAUUAAAUAAAGUUAUUUACUCUGAACAUAAACCAUGAGUAAACUUAAUUCCUAUGUGUUAAUGUAUUAGGCAUGGCAGUGCUUUUAUUGGUGUGAAGGAUGAACAGAAGACAAGCAGACUCAUAGAGUUUUUCAAGGAUCUUUGAUCCAUGUGAGUCAGCACAUUGUAAAUAGAGAAGUUUUGUUUUUUAACCAUUUAUACAGAACACUUGGUUGAAAUAUAAAAAUACAGUAAAGAGUGAGUGAUAUUUAAAGGAAGGCAAAAGCUACAUGUAUUAGCUGCUAUACAAGAGUGGCUUUAAAUAUUCUUAGAGUUUAUAUCAUCAGAGGUGUCCUAGCAACUUCAUUACACAGCCUGAACAAAACAGGAUAAAUUGUCAAAAGAUUGCUCUCAGGCAGUAAAUAUCUUAGUCUAAUUAAAAAAAAAAUAAGUACAAAAAAAUAAUCCGUGGUGGACUAAGGAAACAUCAUUUAACGUGUCUAGUUGUGUGGUUAGUUCUUUCACUGUAUCCAGGUAAUUUGAAAAGGACUUUAAAACAGUAUGUUACUCUUUCACGUUAUUGAUAAAUGGAUGAGACAGAUUCCAGUUUCUGUCCCUUUUGACUGUAUUCUAAGCAUUACAUGUAAUGGCACACCCAUACAUGGCAGCUGAACUCAUGCAUCUAGUGCAGUGGUUUAGACAAAAACUGAGAGAAAGUGUACCAGCAUGGCUCCUCCGGUUAUGGCACAUGGAGGCAGAAAGCAUGGUAGUAAACAGACCAGAAAUUUCAAAAAUGGCAUCCAUUACUACUUACCUGCCCUCAGGCAAAGACUAUAUGCAACAGUCCAACAUAAUGAAGAAAACCAUUCAUUAAUUCAAUGGCUGCAUGCCAAAUAACAUGGCCAAAUAAAGACAAUAUAUCUUUAAACACGGGUUUAUGGUCAUCUAUGGGAGACUUACAAAACUAUAUUAGAGAAUUAGGUAUGAAAGAAGCAGUCUCUGAGGAUGCCUUUGAAAGUCUGGAUCUGAUGAAAUUUUCAGCAAGAAUGAGAGAUCUCAUCCUGCAACAAGCUCCACCACACCAGUAAGGUACUUUGGUAUCCAUACUAAACCCCCUAGAGGCCUCAGAGGCCAUAAUACAACAGGCCACUGAAUUGGUGGCAGAUCUGGGGGAGACAGAGUGCCUAUGGGCCAG